This is a messenger RNA of Oryzias latipes (Japanese medaka), 2666 nucleotides long. RefSeq names its product neurexophilin and PC-esterase domain family, member 3 (gene nxpe3). Lineage: Eukaryota; Metazoa; Chordata; Actinopteri; Beloniformes; Adrianichthyidae. The record is from RefSeq and is a predicted model, not a curated record.
AUCAUAUAUUUCUCAACAUAAUUUAAAGCACAGUUUAAUGAAAUGAAAGAGCUCCAAAACCAUCGACAUGAGUGAAAACAUCAAGAGUGAAAAUUUCGUGAAUAGUUCAACCUCAUCCUGAAAAUGUCACGCGCUCAAAAUAGUAGAGCAGCAGAAAUCCGAGGAGAAUCCGAGGAGUCCGUUAAAGCUGCAGAUGUUUUUCAGAGCCACGCGCUCACGUAAGUCUAUGGGAAUCCGGCUUUUUGGGACCGGCGGGUAAUUCCUAUUUGGAACGCGAGGGGGAGGGUUUGCUCGGUCCAAUUGGUCCAGUUCUCAUUUAUUGUCAGUCAAUGGUCGAUCGGAGCUCCUCUCCCGGGUGGCUUCGGCCUCCGCCGCGCGCCCGCCGCAACGCGCCGGAGGUUUGUUAGCCAAAAGAAACCGCACAGCUUCGCGGUUUUGUGCGUGCAGACAUUAGUGAGUGACUGUUAUUUUAUUUUUAUACCUGUUCAAAAUGGAGACAUGUGUCUGAAAGCCCGGAGCAGCUCCCCACAAAGGGACCGUCUUUGAGGCUUGGGAAAGCGGUUCUGGAGGGACGGAAUGACUCUCAGACAAUUUUUGAGGAACUAAACAUGGCUGUGAUGUGACAUCUGUUGCAGAGGAAGGGAAAAAGACAAUGAGGGAUGGAAGUGGGCCACCAUGUGCCGAAUCUUACCCAAAUAUGGCCUCGUCUUCUUCUUACUUGCACUUUUUGGGUUCAUAUUCCUGCUGCGCAACAUCAGCCAUGUAGAGACGUGGAACUGUCAGACCUUUUCGACCUUGUACCAGCUGCAGAACAAGAUCCACUCAUCCUUCGUCUCAGUCAGCCUUCCUGCCUUUCACCACAACAGCACCUUCUGUGUCCAACUGGGUCAGAAAGCCUCCCCUGAGGAUGAGCUGGAGGAGCGCUUCCUGUUGGACUCCAUCGCCUGGCCCAGCCCUCCACCUGCUGCUGCAACCCCCAGAAUCCGGCAGACGAGCGACCCGGUCCACAGCUUCUUCAACAUCCUGCCCUCUAGAGAAGGAAGAGGUUGGCACGUGGGCGACCAGCUGGAGGUCCUGGUCCAGAUCCGAGACUUUCAGGGUCAUCCCAAGCACUAUGGCGGGGAUUUCCUCCUCGCUAGGCUGCACUCUCCUGAGCUUGGGGCGGGCGUUGCGGGGGCAGUGCUAGACCACAGGAACGGGUUUUACUCGGCUUUGUUUCCGCUGCUGUGGGAGGGACCAGCGCAGGUGGAGGUAACGCUGGUGCACCCCAGCGAAGCCGUCGCUGUGCUCCAGCGGCUCAGAGAGGAACGGCCCGACCGUGUCUUCUUCAAGAGCCUGUUCCGCCUGGGAUUCCUGUCCGAAACCACUGUCUGCAACAUGUGCCUGCCGUCGGACGAGCAGCAGCCGCUGUGCAACUACACGGACCUGUACACGGGCGAGCCGUGGUUCUGCUACAAACCGAAGAUCCUCAGCUGCGACACCAGAAUCAAUCACUUCAAAGGAGGCUACCUGAAGCACCUCAUCACUAACAAGGAAGCCCUGCUGUUUCAGAGCGGUGUAAACCUCAAAGUGCCGCUUCGUGCCUCUGGAAGCGACAGAAUCGACGUGCUGCCGCAGAGAGAUAAGGCCGAAGAGGAGGCCGGCAGUUUGAAACCGGAGCAGCUUCACCUCUCUCCCUCUGGGUAUUACUACCGGGAGUUGUGGAGGCCACUGAACGGUCCCACGACGCGCCAGUUCAACCAGCUUUCCACUACACAGUGUUUGAAAAACAAAGUGAUCAACAUGUAUGGAGACUCCACGGUCCGGCAGUGGUUCGAGUACCUCAUCUCUGCUGUUCCAGAGCUGAAGGAGUUCAACCUGAGCAGUCCGAAGAACGUGGGGCCCUUCAUGGCGGUGGACACCACUCAUAACAUUCUGGUGAGAUACCGCUGCCACGGACCUCCCAUCCGCUUCUCCACGGUCCUGUCCAGCGAGCUGCGCUACAUCUCCAACGAGCUGGACGGCCUGUCAGGAGGCCCCAACACGGUGGUGGUCCUCAGCAUCUGGGCCCAUUUCAGCACCUUUCCAGUGGAGGUCUACAUCAGGCGGCUUCGCCACAUCCGGCGAGCCGUGGUGAGACUCAUGGACCGGGCGCCGGGGACGCUGGUGGUGAUCCGCUCGGCCAACCUUCAGCUCCUGGACCAGGAAGUGAGCUUGUACAACAGCGACUGGUUCUCCCUGCAGCUGGAUGCAACCCUGAAGGCCAUGUUCAAAGGACUGAACGUCCUGAUGGUGGACGCCUGGCAGAUGACCGCUGCACACCACCUCCCUCACGCCCUCCACCCGCCUCCAGCCAUCGUCGGGAACAUGAUCGAUGUGCUUUUGUCCUACAUUUGCCCAUGAAGUCCAAACCUUUGAGAACAGUCGGGUUUGUGUGAGCUGAGGGUGCUGGUUCUACAGCUUCUGAACAGAAUUUCUCUGUUUCCCUGAACCCUUGAGCAGCUUCUUUCCUCAGUGCUUUGCCUAAAUUUACUGGACUCUUAUGUGGCUCCAGGAGUUUUCACAAUGCCAAAGACAGCCAUUGGUAACCUGCGAUCAGCAGCAUUUGCCCGACCUUCUGAUCCGUCCUAAGAAAUGUUUUUACUUGAACAAAGGAAAUAAAAAUGUUUCUCAUCCUUUCUCAAAAA